Molecule: messenger RNA, 2104 nt
Organism: Oncorhynchus masou masou (cherry salmon)
Lineage: Eukaryota; Metazoa; Chordata; Actinopteri; Salmoniformes; Salmonidae
Product: enoyl-[acyl-carrier-protein] reductase, mitochondrial-like
Exons: 10
Coding region: 67-1269 (400 amino acids)
Biological process (GO): fatty acid metabolic process
Cellular component (GO): mitochondrion
Molecular function (GO): trans-2-enoyl-CoA reductase (NADPH) activity
Source: RefSeq, a predicted model, not a curated record
UUGUCUGGCGAAUUCGGAAGUGGUGGGACCCCUGCUUGACUCUGGCAUGCCAAGGGUUAAUCCAAGAUGGUCGGGUUUACGGGUUCAUGCUUUGUAUGUUUUAAAAUGAAGGUGUCACGUAUCGCAUGGUUAUUAUGUAAAAGAACCGAGGUGAGGAGGCAUACAGUAUGUAGAACAUUCACCAGUGGAUCCACCACCCGACAACAACAGCUAUCAAGCGCGAGGGGUAGAAUUUGUAGGUAUUCAACUGAAUCUUCAAUCAAUGGUUGUACGGCCCUGUUGUACAGAAACCACGGCGACCCGUCUCAAGUUGUUCAGUUGGAGAGCAUGGAGCUUCCCUCUGUUGGUGCUAAGAGUGUCCUUGUAAAAUUGUUGGCAGCCCCCAUCAACCCUUCUGACAUAAACAUGAUCCAAGGUUCCUAUGCCAUCCUACCUGACCUUCCAGCAGUAGGAGGAAACGAGGGGGUGGGCCAGAUCCUGGAAGUGGGCAGCCAGGUGAAAGCACUCAGACCAGGGGACUGGGUGAUCCCAAGAGAUGCUGGAUUAGGGACGUGGAGGACAGCAGUAGUUUUAGCUGAAAAUGAUGUGAUCUCUCUGCCCAAUGACAUCCCCCUGUUGUCUGCAGCCACACUGGGCGUUAACCCCUGCACUGCCUUUAGGAUGCUCUCUGACUUUGAGGAGCUGAAACCAGGUGACACAGUGAUCCAGAAUGCAGCCAACAGUGGUGUGGGUCAGGCUGUCAUACAGAUCGCUGCUGCAAGGGGGAUCCAAACCAUCAACGUGGUCAGAGACCGGCCAGACCUCACACAGCUUAUUGACAGGCUGAAGGCUAUGGGCGCCAGUCAUGUGAUCAAAGAGGAGACCCUGAGGCGGCAUGAAAUGAAGGAACUUUUCAAGACCUGUCCAAGGCCUAAGCUGGCACUGAACGGAGUUGGGGGAAAGAGUGCAACAGAACUUCUCCGUCACUUACAAGUUGGAGGGUCGAUGGUGACGUAUGGAGGGAUGGCCAAGCAGCCAGUCACUGUUCCUGUGAGUGCCCUGAUUUUCAAAAAUGUGAAAGUCAAAGGGUUCUGGGUCACCCAGUGGAAGAGAACCCACUCUCAGGAUGAGGGGGCCUUACGGGGAAUGCUGGAUGAGCUCUGCUCUCUGAUCCGCCAGGGAAAGCUGACCGCACCUGCCUGUUCUGAGGUAGGCCUCCAAGACUUCCGGAAAGCACUGGACACUGCCAUGCAGCCGUUCACCUCAGCCAAACAGGUCCUGGUCUUGUGACCCCUCUUUUGACCAGCCCCAGCCUUUCUCAGGGUCAUGUUCAUUAGGUACAAAUGGAAGAAAACGGACAGAAACAGGACGGAACUACCGGACCUUGUCCAAUAAGAAACAUUGUUUUGCACUGGGUGCCCAAUUGAAUACGACCCUGCAUACAAAACGAAGUCCCGGCACGUUCAACGGGUGCAGCCCCAAGACUGCUGCUUCAUCAUUGUCGGAAAUGCGUUGCUCAAGCACACGUUCAAUAAAUGUGUGUUUUCCGUAGUGGCUCAAAGUCCACUAUAUAUAUUAUCAUCACCACUUUAAGUCAUAUUUCCUGACAACAGUUAAUGGAAAUUAUUUCAGAAUGGUCAUGGAUUCCUUGACAACUUAUGUAUUGUCGACAUGUUUAUUUCUCCUGAAUGGUAACAUUGUUAUAUCCUGGUCCCAGAUCGGUUUGUGCUGUCUUGGCGACUCCUAUGGAUAUUACUAUGCAAGACGGCACAAACAGAUCUGGGACCAGGCUAACGUGGUUAUGCAACACAUGGUGUUCUGGUAAAACACUAAACAUUUGUCAAAGAUUAAGCUACUUUUAAAGAGUUCAAAUUACUUGUUGUAUGGACACGAGCAAAUACCAUCACGAUGCAUGUUAGACAGGUUUAUUGCUUUAAAAACAAUAGUGCAGGGUCCAACUAGAGCUGUUACACUGACCAUGUUAAAUUCCAUGUGAACAUUAAGUUGUAGUAACUACUAGGCUUCUCUAAGCUCUGAUGUUGCUGAUGGUCAUUAGUAGUCUACCAAACUUGCUAACUGCCUGGUGCCUCAUCACUCUGACAUCAAUAAAAUUUAUCAAAUCAAA